Molecule: messenger RNA, 851 nt
Organism: Mercurialis annua (annual mercury)
Lineage: Eukaryota; Viridiplantae; Streptophyta; Magnoliopsida; Malpighiales; Euphorbiaceae
Exons: 2
Coding region: 377-733 (118 amino acids)
Source: RefSeq, a predicted model, not a curated record
UGAAACUGUAGAAAAGAAGAUACAUAAUUCUGUUGAUAGUGAAGAUGUUGACUAUGAGACUGAUAAUGAGAAAAACAUUGGCUCUUCGGAAGAAACUGCGAAUGAUGAUAGCGUGUCUUAUGAGGUUUUGAGGCGGAGUGCUGAUGUCCAGCAGAAUGUUCAGCCGAAUGAUCUUGAUAAUAGUAAAAAUGAUGAACAUGUUGGUGAAUGUGUUGAUGGUGAAAAGGUAUAUUUUUUCAUUUGUUAACAGCUAGAUAAUUUAUUGUUUGCUUUUUUAUUAAUCUCUUUUUUUUUAUAGAUUGUUACUGAGGUUAAUGUAGAGUUGGAAGGCUUAUUGCAUGAUAAUCCUGAAAUUGAGGAAGGAAUUUGUGGUGAGAUGGAUGGUGGUGUUGUUGCUGAAGCUGACACUGUUGUUGAUGACUCGGAGAGGAAUUUUGACGUGGAUGCUCUUUUUGAUAGUAAUCCUAAUGAGUCUACUGAAAACAUUGAUGAAGUUAAGCAUGCUGAGUUGGCUGAGAAAAUUGAACAAGUUGAGGAAGCUGAGUUGGUUGAUAAAAUGGAUUCAGAUGGAGAGGGUGAUAGGAUUCAAAAAAUUGAUGAUAUUGAGCAGGCUGAGCUGGAAGAACAAGCUAAGAAAGUUGAUCAUGUUGAUAUUGUGGUUGCUCAAGAGAAUGAAAAAUUGGUUUUAAAUGAAAAAGAAUCUGAGUUGGAGGUAUCUUUACAAUUUGGAUAAUUUGAUGAUACUGAUAUAUAAGAUAUUCUAAUGAUAAUGUAUUUCUUUUUAUAUGUGAUGUAAUGACAUUUUAUUAUUCUGACUAAUAAUGUCUUAUUUAAAUUUAGAAAUAUUAUAA